UCAGAAGAGAUCUUGCAAUCGCAGCCGGCGAAGCAAGUAGGAGAACGACGUAGCGAUAGCGACUUAGCAUUUGCAGUUAAGGGGGAGGGUAGCCUCACCACUGGACUAGAUGAGUGGGAGAGCGGCAAAGUAGACAUCAAGGGCAUCUGUCCAUCUUAACAUUUCAGACCGAGUUUGCUGUUUGCCCUGUGUGUGAUAUCUGGUAGAUUUUCGAACCUGAUUUUAGGAAUGCUUUGAAUGCUUUGAAUGCUCAUCUCAGGCGACGACACAGCGGCUGGUCAGAGUGGAGAUGAAGCAGGACCUGCUGUUGCCGGGCAACACCACCUCCACCACCACCACCAGCACCUCCAGUUCUGCCACCAGGGGGCACCAGCAGAGGCGGCAGCGCUCCGUAGCAACCGUAACCACAACAACCACAACAAACACCUCAACAUCAACCGUCAUAUGCCCCUCAGCCAACACCAACAGCACCAAAACCGGUAACACCUCAACCACCAUCAUUGCCCCAACAAGCACCUCGACAACCACCUCCCCAGCUGCUGUCAUCGCCCCUCCUACCUCGCCCAGUAGCACGCCCUCAUCCUCCUCCAACUCCUCAUCCUCAUCCUCUUCCUCGUCUUCCUCCUCCUCCUCGUUAAAAGCCGGCGUGGAGGAAGGAGUUGAGCAUCAUGAGGCAAUGGUGGAACAGGUGGCUGGAGAAGAGGAGGAAGGGGCGGAGGACGAGAGGGAAGAUUCUGGAAGUGAUGGAGGAGGAGGAGGAGGAGGAGGAGAAGGGGGUGGUGAUGAAGGAGUGGAUGAAGAACCAGAAGAAGAAGAGGAGGAGAUAGACGGGGGAGGAGAACUUCAAGAGGAGGAGGAAGAAGAAGAAGAAGAAGAGGAGGAGGAGGACAACGACAGGGAGGAGUUGGAGGUGGCAGGCGAGAGCUGCACGUGUCACGACCGAGAAGAAGCAGGAGAAGACGAGGACAAUAACAACAUGGAGGACAGAAACGCUGACGGUUCAGGACUUUUCGCUCAGGAGCUGGAAGCAGAAGGACAGUGUGAUGGUGAUGGUGAUGGAGAGGAGGAGGAGGAAGAAGUUGAGGAGGAAGAGGAAGAAGAUGAACAUGAGGGCUACAACUCUGAGGGAAGUUUAGCAGAAGAAGAGGAGGAGGAGGAGGAGCAGCAGGAGGAAGAGGAAGGAGAGGAGGAAGAGGUGACGGAGGAGGACGAGGAGAGGACCGAGGGGACACCACACAUGCGGCAGGCUGGAGGAGAGGAGGGCCAGAGCAGUGACUGUCCAAACAGGCCUCAUCAGCAGAACAAGCGCUCCAGGGUCAGCCUUCAUCAGAUGAAGAGGAAGCUGGACCAAGGCGAGGUUCGCUCCUUUCCAGCCGGGAAGAAGCCCAAGGGCCCGGACUAUUCAAGUCCUGUGGGUAUCGUUCCGUACUCGUCCACUCCUACGUUCGGGGACCUGCGGGCAGCCAAUGGCCAGGGCACGCAGCGGAGACGCAUCGCCCUCGUGCCACCCCCCGCCGGCAUGCAGGACUGGCUACGCACCUUCCAGACGUGGUCGGGUCCUGAGAGGCUAUUGGCUCUGGACGAGUUGAUUGACAGCUGCGAGCCCUCCCAGGUGAAGCACAUGAUGCAGGUGAUCGAGCCCCAGUUCCAGAGGGACUUCAUCUCGCUCCUGCCCAAAGAGCUGGCCCUGUACGUGUUGUCAUUCCUGGAGCCGCGGGCUCUGCUGCAGGCAGCUCAGACCUGCAGGUACUGGAGGAUACUGGCCGAAGACAACCUGCUGUGGAGAGAGAAGUGCCGAGAGGAGGGUAUAGAUGAGCCGCUGCACGUGAAGAGGCGAGGCCUGAUGAAGCCCUGCUUCACCCACAGCCCCUGGAAGAGCGCCUACAUCCGCCAGCACCGGAUAGACACCAACUGGAGGAGAGGGGACCUGCGCUCGCCCAAGGUGUUGAAGGGUCAUGAUGACCACGUGAUCACCUGUCUGCAGUUCUGUGGUAACCGGAUAGUCAGCGGCUCAGAUGACAACACCCUCAAAGUCUGGUCAGCCAUCACCGGCAAGUGUCUGCGUACGUUGGUGGGUCACACGGGGGGCGUGUGGUCGUCCCAGAUGCAGGACAGCACCAUCAUCAGCGGCUCCACCGACCGCACCCUCAAGGUCUGGAACGCCGAGACGGGCGAGUGCGUACACACGCUCUACGGACACACCAGCACCGUGCGAUGCAUGCACCUGCACGGGAAGAGGGUGGUGAGCGGCUCUCGUGACGCCACGCUGCGCGUGUGGGACGUGGAGUCUGGCCAGUGUCUGCACGUGCUGAUGGGCCACGUGGCGGCCGUGCGCUGCGUCCAGUACGAUGGCCGGCGUGUGGUCAGCGGCGCCUAUGACUUCAUGGUCAAGGUGUGGGACCCCGAGACAGAGACCUGCCUACACACGCUGCAGGGACACACCAACCGCGUCUACUCGCUACAGUUUGACGGCAUCCACGUGGUGAGCGGCUCGCUGGACACCUCCAUCCGCGUGUGGGACGUGGAGACGGGCAACUGCGUCCACACGCUAACGGGCCACCAGUCGCUCACCAGCGGCAUGGAGCUCAAGGACAACACUCUGGUCUCGGGCAACGCCGACUCCACCGUCAAGAUCUGGGACAUCAAGACCGGACAGUGCCUCCAGACGCUGCAAGGGCCUCACAAGCACCAGAGCGCCGUCACGUGCCUGCAGUUCAACAAGAGCUUCGUGGUGACCAGCUCGGACGACGGCACGGUCAAGUUGUGGGACCUGCGCACGGGCGAGUUCGUGCGCGACCUGGUGAGCCUGGAGAGCGGCGGCAGUGGCGGCGUGGUCUGGCGCAUACGCGCCUCCAACACCAAGCUGGUUUGCGCCGUGGGCAGCCGCAACGGCACCGAGGAGACCAAGCUGCUCGUGCUGGACUUUGACGUGGACAUGAAGUGAGGAGACUGACAGGGACGCGGAUAGAUGGAUGGACUUGAUGGAUGGAUGGUGGUGAAUGGGGAUGGACUUGGUGGGUUGGAGUGGGACCUUAGGUUCUCCUCUCCACCACCUCCACCUUGAAUGGGAUGGGAGGGCUGGGUGGUGGGGUUAGAAGAUCCUGCUGUCCCCUCUCAUUCAUCUUCCACCACUCUAAAACAAAACGUGACUGAAAUAUCAUAACACGCGGAUCACUGAUGCUGGAUGUAUGGAUGGGGAAUGGGGCUGAGUGGGUGGUUGGGGUGGCUGGGGAGUUCCUUGUUCCUCUUGCCCCUGCACCCACCCUAACUACCAUGGCCCCAAACCCAGAUGGGAGUGGUGUGGUGGAGUGGGGAGUCCGGCUCUCAUACUCCUCUUCACCACCACCACCACCACCAUGAUCCCCAAAACAACAUGACUGAAAUAUCACCACAACACUUGGACCACUGAUGGACACUUGAGGGGUUUUCAGUUACCAUCUCCCCUUCUAACGAACUCCAAGUUGUCCACACCACCAACCCAACAACAACAACAACAACCACAGCACUCAACUACGACAUGAAGGUGAUGGGGAAAGUGAAGUUCUUGUUGGUCCGUUCUCAAGGUUGCUUGAUGACUUGUCUGUAGGGAGGUUCAUGACCGGGGUGCGACAAAGAACAUUCUAGAAGUCAGUUUCCACAUCACCUCCAAGUUCCGCCCCCUCCUCCCCUUCUUCUUCUGAUUAGCUGUCACCUCCCUUUUUGAACUUUUGACACCCAAUCAAAACAAUACAACAACAUUGGAAAAAACAAACAAGUAAAAGGGAUGGUUGGCUAGCGCUGAAGCACUGACUUAAAAAAACAAACUGAUUCAAAAGGCCAAAUUUUUUCCCAUCUCCCCCCUGCUGGUGUUGGAGAUGUAUUGCACAGAAGAAGGAAAAAAGAGCUCCUAGAUCUCCGAAACAGCCUGGUGUUCAGCUAUAAAAUGGGGAAUGUGAGUAUAUAAGGUACUGUAGUGAAUGUAGGCUUUUCCUUCAAGAGACAUUCAUUACAAGGCCAGGCUGUGGAAUGACUGCUGCACAAACACCCCACCCCAAACACACGCACACGCAGACACACACACACACACACAAAUCUAUAAGAGAGCGAGCGAAAGAGGAGAUGCGAAGAAAUGCGGAACCGCAUAAAUAACGGACGUUUUCUCACGCCUUGGUAAAUAUUGUACAAAGGAGAAGAAAAAAAACAUGCUGAAAACGGAUGUAAAUUUUUUUCUAAAGAGAAUAUGAAUAUUGCUUCUUAUGGGGGUGGGAGAGGGCAUGAAAAAAAGUAUAUAUAUGUAAGGCACCAGCCUUCAAAAAAUUUCACCUCAUCACAUCUUUUUUUGUUUGUUUUGUUUUCUAUUUCUUUUCUCUUUUUUUAAAAACUUGGUUUAUUUUGCCGCUGUGUGGUCUCAGCAUCUUGGUUUCGAGAGUAUAUCCCGUACUGUGAAAGUAAUGGUCGUUCUUAACGUCAUCACUCAUCAAAAAAUACCAGAAGAAAAGAAAAAAAAACAACCCAUCCUUGUUCUACAAUACUUGCCAAGAAACUCGCAAGAAGUUUUGACAGUGUUCAUACCUGGACCCUGCCCUUUCCCAAAUCCUCACCACCCCCCUGUUUCUCAGACUUUUCCCCAUCUCUCUUGGCUUACUUGGUCAGGUUUGUGGAACCUCCCUUGCUAAAAUGGUCGGCUGCUAUUAAGAAGACCUACGCUACUCUUACUCUUUGCCUUUCUGUCUCUUUUUCUUUUGAAAUCUAUGCUGUUUUUGUUUCAUGGCUGUGACGUUUUAGUCCCAGGAUGAAAUGCUUAUCCACCCAACCCAACCCCAUCCCACCCUUCUCCCCUUUCAAACCAGACGUUGCUGUGUUGACUUGUCAUUUCGUUUGUGCCAUUGAUGCUGACGCCAAAUGUGCCUCCAAGAGGCUAAAACGAUGAUCUGACAGGUAGUGAGUGGACGAGUGUGCGUGCGUGUGUGCAUUGUAUGUGUGUGUGUGUGUGUGUGUGUGUGUGUGUACUGUGUGUGUGUGUGUUCUCGUUGAAUGAAAGUAAUGAAAUGGGGCAGUGUGGGUAAAAAAAACAAACAAAAAACAAAUCACAUCUAGUGCUCUCGUAUGGCUUUUUUAUGUUCAACGCAAAACUGAGGAUGUUAAUGGCAUUUGGUUACAUAAUGGUGGUGAUGUUAAUUUUUUUAUAUUAUAAUUAUUAUUUAUUAUUGUAUAUUGCCCACUGUAGUGCGGUGACUUGUGUUUCUGCUUUCUCAAUGUCUGAUCUUUUUGCUAAUGACUAGGCUAUUACGAAAGCAAAGCCGUAUCUUAAGCUGGCCACACACUCAACAUAAAAGGCUGUGUUCUCAAUGUUAUAAAUUGCCAUACAUCAUUCAGUCUUGAACUGUGACAUGUGAUAGAGCAGUGCUGUCCUUCACGACCCAUAUUGUUUUCUUCUUCCUCCUUUUUCCUCUUCCUCUUCCUGUGUCCGUCACCUAAACCUCUCCUACCUCCCCCUUCGUUUCUUUCUACUUUGUGUUCCACUCUGGUUUGUGAAAUCAGAUGAGUCAAGCUUGAUGUUCCAUUUGAGAAAAAAAAGGUGGGAGUUUGGGGGGAGAGAAAAAAGGAUCAUCUUUUAUCAUUUGAUCCAUUACAUUUUUUUUAAUCAUUGUUAUUUUGUUAUAAAUUAUAAAGUGCAAUAAAAUGUGCGUUAUCAUUUUUUCA
Messenger RNA from Engraulis encrasicolus (European anchovy), 5682 nucleotides. Its product is annotated as F-box/WD repeat-containing protein 7-like. The coding region runs from base 290 to 2944 and encodes 884 amino acids. Gene Ontology annotation, molecular function: protein binding. Lineage: Eukaryota; Metazoa; Chordata; Actinopteri; Clupeiformes; Engraulidae. The transcript is spliced from 12 exons. The record is from RefSeq and is a predicted model, not a curated record.